Molecule: messenger RNA, 642 nt
Organism: Fusarium graminearum PH-1
Lineage: Eukaryota; Fungi; Ascomycota; Sordariomycetes; Hypocreales; Nectriaceae
Exons: 1
Coding region: 1-642 (213 amino acids)
Source: RefSeq, a predicted model, not a curated record
AUGGUCGGUAUUCACUGUUUUCUCCUCCUUCCAACGGCUGUCGGUGUUGCUUUUGCGGGGCCAUGCAAACCUGUGAGUUCCAUUAUCACUGCUCUCGAAGAAACAAGCACCUUUACUACAGCGCCUGAAACGUCGGCCGCCGAGUCGUCUACCAUCUUCUUCAGCGCAUCCACUACCGAAGAUACUACCGCAUCUACCACUCUCCUCACUGAGACUACCGCCACGACAGCGGCUGACGAGACGAACACGGAGAUCUCUUCCAACACCAUCUCAACGGAUGCGGCCGAGUCAUCUCUCUCCACCGAUAUUACCUCUCUGGCUACAACUGCAGAGACAACAACCUCCAACUCUGCAACAACCACGACUACUGCUCCGGCGCCCGAUGUUACAUGUCCCUCAACUAGAGCUCAGUGUUUCGGAUCAAUGAACAUUAAAUGUGGAGUUUUCCUUGUUGGCAUUACUAAGAACUCUCUUGUCGAUAAUCUAGACGAGUGUGUUCGAGCAUGUGCUGCAGACGCCGGUUGUUAUGGGUUUAGUUACAUGGCAUCACAGAACCUAUGCUUCACAGCUCCUAGUGCUAAUACUAUCCUCGGCCAGCGGCAAUCUAGUCCGUGGGACUCUGGAGUCAAGGGAACUUGCUAG